CAAGGCGCUCACAUCUCUCGCUUUGUACGAGGGGCUAGGACCUUGAGCAGUCAGCACAGCAGAGAAACCCAGAGAGAGGGAGAGAUGGAGAAAAAGAGCGUGAGUUUGGAGGGGAAGAAGGUCAUAAUGGUACCGUACAUGGAGGCACAUGUACCUAAGUACCAUGAGUGGAUGCAAGACCCUGCUCUCCUUCAAGCCACCGGCUCGGAGCCCCUCACACUUGACCAGGAGUUCCAAAUGCAGCUCUCCUGGACCCAAGACCCCCACAAGAAGACUUUCAUUGUAUUGGAUAAGGAGAUGGUUGUUGGGGACUUCAUUCAUGGGGACCCCCAUGUUGAAGCCAUGAUUGGUGAUGUGAACCUAUACAUGAACGAUUUGGAUGAUCCCCAUAUGGCAGAGAUUGAAAUAAUGAUAGCUGAACCCAAAAGCCGGGGUAAAGGACUUGGAAAGGAAUGUGUCUUGAUAAUGAUGGCAUUUGCAGUUGAGAACUUAGAGAUCUGUAUCUUCCGUGCAAAAAUUGGAGAAUCAAAUGGAACGUCUCUUGCCUUGUUCAAGAAAUUGGGAUUUAAAGAGACUUCUUAUAGUGAAAUAUUUAAAGAGGUGACUUUGGAGUUACAAGUAACCAAGCCCAAGCAAGAAGAGCUGCUACAUUUGAUGGGUUCUGUCCUUAUACAUGCAUAGCCCUAAAGAACGUGACCAAUAAUCUGAUUUAUCUGUUGUAGAAUGAGGUCUUCUUCCAGUGUUUGAAGUUGUUUGGACUUUAAAUACGCCAAACAUCUUGUUAAAUGAUGGUUCACUUGAAAGUAGAGAUUAUGAAUUGCCUAAGAAACCCAUAUUAAUAGAUCAUUUUCUCCAGGUUCUUAUUUCCUGGUUUUUUUUUUUUUUGGUCAUUCA
Molecule: messenger RNA, 894 nt
Organism: Juglans microcarpa x Juglans regia
Lineage: Eukaryota; Viridiplantae; Streptophyta; Magnoliopsida; Fagales; Juglandaceae
Product: N-acetyltransferase 9-like protein
Exons: 6
Biological process (GO): protein acetylation
Molecular function (GO): N-acetyltransferase activity
Source: RefSeq, a predicted model, not a curated record